UUCCCAUGGAUUCAGUAAUUCUAUUGUUCACCGGGAGCAUUGGCAUUUUCACUUUUACCACCAACAAAUAUCUAAUAAACUAACAACGUUCAUCCUCUCGCUGUCGUCAACAUUUAUGUAGAUAUUCAAUAGUCGUAGGAAAAAUAUUUUUCUCGUCCAUUUCCUUUCUUCUUUUAACAUUUUUGUUUAAGCUUUUUGUUGUUGUUUGGUGUGUGUUGGCUUCUUACAAUUACUUGGCUUGUUAGUUGGGUAUUGAAGGAUUUGGAAUAAAUUUACUUUAGAUAGUUUGUAUUUAAAGUAGAGUUUGUAGUGAGGGAAUAUUGAAAGUUUUUUUGUUUUUGGGUGGAAAAAUUAAUUUAAUAAACACAAAUUUGAACUUGAGGAUUUUUUAAUUUAUCUAUGAUCAUAUUAUUUAUAUUUACCUAUAUUAACAAUUUUGAGGGUUUCCCUUCUGUUGGAAAAUCAACUUUACUUUCAAAUAUUUCUGGUGUGCAUUCUGAAGUAGCUGAUUAUGAAUUUACAACCUUAACUACUGUCCCAGGACUUAUAAGAUAUAAGGGAGCUAAAAUUCAACUUUUGGAUUUGCCUGGAAUUAUUGAAGGGGCAAAGGAUGGAAAGGGUCGAGGACGGCAGGUUAUUGCUGUUGCCCGAACUUGUUCUCUAAUUUUAAUGGUUUUGGACGUUACAAAACCUUUGAGACAUAAAGAAUUAUUGGAAUAUGAAUUGGAAGGUUUUGGAAUUAGAUUAAAUAAAACCCCUCCAAACAUUACCUUUAAAAGAAAAGACAAAGGAGGAUUAAAUUUAAAUUGUGUGGUCCCUCAAUCAGAAUUGGAUUUGGAUACCGUUAAAGCAAUUUUAGCCGAAUAUAGAAUUCAUAAUGCAGAUAUUACACUUAAAUACGAUGCUACAACUGAAGAUUUAAUUGACGUUAUUGAAGGAAAUCGUGUUUAUAUUCCUUGUAUUUAUGUUUUAAACAAAAUAGAUCAAAUAACAAUUGAAGAAUUAGAUAUUCUUUAUAAUAUCCCUCAUUGUGUGCCUAUUUCUGCACAUCAUAAAUGGAAUUUUGAUGAUUUAAUGGAGAAAAUAUGGAUUUAUUUAAAUUUAAUUAGAAUUUAUACAAAACCAAAAGGUCAAUUACCUGAUUAUGAAACUCCAAUAGUUUUGAACGCUGAUAAACGAAUAAUGGAAGAUUUGUGUAUGAAAAUACAUAAAUCGCUUGCUAAAGAUUUUAAACAUGCUCUUGUUUGGGGCAGAAGUGUUAGACAUACACCACAAAGUGUUGGAAAGAAUCAUCUUUUGGAAGAUGAAGAUGUUGUUCAAGUUAUUAAAAAAUAA
Messenger RNA from Meloidogyne enterolobii, 1335 nucleotides. The record is from the annotation of a GenBank genome assembly. Lineage: Eukaryota; Metazoa; Nematoda; Chromadorea; Rhabditida; Meloidogynidae.